ACUGCUCUCUUAAAAAUAACGGGACCAACAAAAAAAUCCAAAUGAAAAUCGACACUCAUCUGGUGCUGCGAUUGGAUCAUGACAAAGGUAUUAAAACAAACCGGAGCCGGGAAGCAGGAAACUUACAGGAUUCUCACGCGCGAUCACUGCAGAGAUUUGCGCAUACCAAGAAAAAAUCACAGUCCAGUCCGGGAAAUAAGCGAAAAUGAAUGGAGAAAAAUUCGUUACCUGGCUAACUCAACGGAGCUUAAACAAAAACUGGAAGAUGACAAGAACCGGAAAGAAGAGCGCUAUCAGAUGGAAAGCGAUUACCUGCGCCGUAAAGCGGAGUUUGAUCAAAUCGAAGCCGAACAAAACUACGAUCCGAUGGAGGAGGAAAUUCGGCGCGAGAAAUCCGAGAAGGUCCAGGAGCUGGGAAAUCAACUGGUCACAGAAAAGUUAGAAAACGACGACACUGUCCGAUUUUUUAACGAUUGCCUGAAUGGUGCUUUGGUGCGAGCCGUCCGCGAUCGGCAGGUAUUGAAAAAAGAGCAAAUUAAGCAGUUAGCGGAACAAGAGGAAUUCCGCAUCGACAAUGCCUGUCAGAAAGAUGCGAAUCUGGGUUUUGCUAUCGGGCAAAAAAUUGAAGAAUUUCGUCAUUCGGAAAAUUCACGGUAUGGUCAACUUCUGAAAGAUCAACUAAAAUCGCGCGAAGAAGAGCGUGGCAUGGAGAAAGAAGCUGCUGCGGUAGAAGGGCGCCGUGCACUGGAGUUUGCGCGCCGUAUGCAGCGCAAAGAAGUGGAAGACGGUAUUCGCGAAUAUAACAACAAACGACAAAUUACCAAACGCCUCUUACAGCAAAACGCCAAUGUUUUGGAUAAAAAGAAGGAAGCCAAACUGCACCAAGCCCGCAUGGACAUGGCCAUUGCGCAAGCAUGGAAGGAGAAGAAUGCCGAAUUAGAUCGACGAGAAGAAGAAGCUCGAGCUGCGAGAAAGAAGAAAGAAGAGGAACUGGCCUUUGCCCUCUCGCAACAGAAACGCUCUGUUGACCAACGGGCUAUAGAAGAUGAGAAGCGUGCCCAAAGAGCGGUGUAUCAAGCAGACCGUGAAUGGCGAAAGAAGGAGCUGAGCAAGGCUUUAAAGCAUGCCAGGGAACUGGAAGAAAUGAAAAGGAUUAUACAAUAUCAAAAAGAGCAAAAGAUUCGCAAAGACGCGCACGAACUGGAAGAAGAAAGAAGAAUCUUUGACCAAACGCAACAACAACUAGUUAGCGAAGCACAAAAAGCGGAAGAAAAGCGUUUGGAACGUGAAGAAAAGCGCCGACAGAAUGCCGAAGAACUGCGCAGGCAAAUUGAAGAACGCGAGAAGGACAGGUGGCAAUACAUUCAAGAGAAAUGGGAUACAGGCAGCAAUAUUCGCCAAGAAAUGAAAGGACAUGAAGAGAAGGUGGCAGCCUAUAUGAAGGAUAAAAUGGACAAAGCAGAAGCGGCUGGCGUUCCCCAUGCGUACAUGCUGGACAUCGUGCGACACAUGACAAACGAAGGAUAUUUGCCCAAGCCAGAAAAGCCACAUCAAAAAUUAAAAAAUAUUGAUCACAUCACUAAACUUGUUAGGCAUUUCGAGUAGUUGGAAAUUUUUAAAAGAGCCUUGGCCUAUUAGAAAAAAUUUACGAUUGGCAGUCUGCCAGGGAACUUACCUGUGCUAAUUGAUGCGUAUAUCAAAUCACAGCUGGCGCAAAGCGAUAAAAUACGUCAUUGGACGAACAGUCGUAUCUUCAGUUUCUGUUUGAGAUCGUUUCUUACUCCUUGAUCUGUCCAGAUACGAUUUAGCAUAUUUGAACAAAAGCU
This is a messenger RNA of Paramacrobiotus metropolitanus, 1826 nucleotides long. Its product is annotated as trichohyalin-like. NCBI's taxonomy places the organism in Eukaryota, Metazoa, Tardigrada, Eutardigrada, Parachela, Macrobiotidae. Bases 79 to 1605 code for a protein of 508 amino acids. The record is from RefSeq and is a predicted model, not a curated record. The transcript is spliced from 5 exons.